AUGUCUGUCUCCGACGCCGUUUUGACCCAGAUCCUUGCGCAGCUGCAGUCCCUGCAAGUAUCGCAGCAGGCGAUGCAAGCCAAGUUGGACGCCAUCUCUAGUGGCAAGGGCUCAACCCCUCUCGAACCGAAGAUCAGCACGCACGUUCGGUCUGUGUCGGACGCACAGUCGGUUAGCUCUACUCCGUCAUCACCAACAUCACCUAUCGCCCAACGUGUGGCUUUAGCGUCGGCUACCCCUCGCACGGCAUCCACCCCAGUGUCAGCACCUCUGACGGACAAGGUGCGGGAGAAAUUGUUGUAUCCAGGCCGUGUCAACCUCACUACUUAUCCUGAUCAACACGGAAUUGCGCCACAUCCUCUCCAUUGGGGUGUAGAGAACUCCAUAGAGCGUGGACCGGUCAUUUGCUCCCGCCUACCGUCCAGCAUCAAGCAGCGCAAUGCCAUUGGCGCCCACUCUGGGUCUUACUCCAUCUAUCGCGCCCUCUCUAUUGCCAUGGGCACUCUUAACCCCACCCAUAAACCAGAUUACUCCCAGACAGAGCCACCCGUCGACAUUCCACCCAAUCCCACAUGGUCAGAUCCAUCCAAAAUCGUCUCGUUCGAUCCUUGGGGCCAUCUCGUUCCCAGCGUCUUUGCGAAAGAGGUCGAAAGUGGCUUGGAUAUCAGGCCGAGUAUCGCCGUCACCAAGGCUCACUUGAAGAUGAGCGAGUUGGAUGACGCCGCCAGAAAGGGUGAUAUUGAGGUAGAUGGCUCAAUCCUCUUGAAGAGUAGACCGGUGAUGAAUGUGGAUGGGACUCCGAGUGAUGCGUAUCCAGGAGUGGAGGCAACGGUUAGUAAGGCCGCGGUUGAACCGGUGUGGUACCUUCCUGGAGUGGCUGAACGGUUUGGAAUCUCAGAGGCUCUUCUUCGCCGAGCACUCUUCGAAGACACGGGAGGAAUGUACCCUGAACUCGUUACACGUCCUGACAUCAAGGUUUUCCUACCUCCAAUCGGAGGCCUUACAGUUUACAUAUUCGGGAACCCUGCCUUCAUGUCCGAUCAGAGCAAAGAGCUCACUUUGCGCGUUCACGACGAAUGUAACGGCUCUGACGUCUUCGGCUCCGACAUAUGUACUUGCAAGCCUUACCUGACAUACGCAAUCGAAGAGUGUAUCCGUUGCGCGCAGAAAGGUGGCGUCGGAGUUGUUGUCUACUUCCGCAAAGAAGGCCGCGCUCUUGGUGAAGUAACCAAGUAUCUCGUUUACAACUUGCGCAAACGCGGCGGUGAUUCGGCAGACAAGUAUUUCAAAUCGACUGAAAUGAUUGCUGGCGUGAAGGAUAUGCGGUUCCAAGCUCUCAUGCCCGACGUGCUACACUGGUUGGGGAUUCAGAAGGUGGAUAAUAUGGUUUCUAUGAGCGAUAUGAAAUACGACGCCAUUGUAAAGAGCGGUAUCCCGAUCCUGAAACGAUAUGAUAUCCCCGAUCAUCUCAUCCCACCCGACUCUCGCGUAGAGAUCGAUGCGAAGAUCGCAGCUGGGUAUUUCUCGAGCGGGAAGCAAGUGACGGAGGCGGAUUUGGUGAAGACUGUUGGGAGAACUUGGGAGGAAACGGAGCAUUGA
Laccaria bicolor S238N-H82 is the source of this 1599-nucleotide messenger RNA. RefSeq lists its product as uncharacterized. The transcript has 10 exons. Bases 1 to 1599 code for a protein of 532 amino acids. Gene Ontology annotation, biological process: riboflavin biosynthetic process. Gene Ontology annotation, molecular function: GTP cyclohydrolase II activity. The record is from RefSeq and is a predicted model, not a curated record. NCBI's taxonomy places the organism in Eukaryota, Fungi, Basidiomycota, Agaricomycetes, Agaricales, Hydnangiaceae.